CAGGAGGAGCACGGGCUCGCCUCCUCUGCCUCUCGCGAAGUCCCACGAAGUCAUCGCCGCCGCCGCCGCCACCACCACCACCUACGCCGGCCACUUCCGGCUACCUCCGGCGCUGUGCAGCGCGCGCCCGAGCUCCCCACGGUCGAUACUUCCUUUUUCCAAUGUAUUGCACGGUCGAGGUCUCUACCAAGGAUACCCUCCCUAGGGUGUUCCGCAACUUCGUGGACUGCGUCUGCUCGCCCAACGCCAGUGGAGAUCCGCUGCUGCAACACCUCAAGGAAGCAUCCUGCAACACGGCGCAACGGCCGCAGGAUUGUCCUUCAGGAACUCGGCACCUGGACCUAGGCAGGGCAACGUCGUCUGUGCUAUCCUUGUCAUCCUGGUCCAUGCUUCCUUUUUUCGAAGUCUGCGUGGUCGGGGUCUAUGGCAAGGGCGCCCUCCCUGGGGUAUUCCGCAACUUCAAGGACUGCAUCUGCUCGCCCGACGCCAGUGGAGAUCCGCUGCUGCAACGCGUCAAGGAAGCGUCCUGCACGGCGUAGCGGCCGCGGGGUCAUCCUUCAGGAACUUAGCGUGCGACCUGCUCACCUAGACUUGGUGGGGCAGCGGCGUCUGUGCUAUCCUCGUCAUCCUGGCGAGCCAUACUUUUCCCAUCCAUCUGUUUGGAAACGGAAAAGCUGUAUUACUUCGUUCAUUCGUCUAUCUGGAGGUCCUAGAAAUUGAGGCAUGUUGGAUGCAGUAUUGGCGGCUGGAUUAAUUGUGCUCAGCACCACCAAUGUUUUUCUUGAAAACAUGUUUGCAUGCUUCUGUACAGUUAAAUGAUGUGCUUGCUUGUUACAUAGUUGUUUUUAACUACCUUUCUGGGUGUUAUCUAAGCGUAAGUUUUCUCUCAAAUUCAGGGGCGAUCGGCUAUAUCAACAGAUGAUUCUUUGAAGGUUGUUGCAUCCAGGUAAUUUUGACCUAGCAGGACCAAUUAGUGUGGAGAUGAUGCUUGUUAGGUACAAGCUGACAAAUAGUCGAACACCAUGCUAUGUUGUUCAUUAAUCUGUUUUUGCAAGUAAACUGGAGCUGGUUCUUUAUAGUUGCAGAUUUUGUAGCUUGCAAGAUUACUAGAAGUUGAAACAAAUUAUCUGUAUGUGAUGGAUCGGAGAAAGUUUAUCAAUCAAAACUGCAUGGACUGGAGAAAGUAUAUUAAUUGGCAAAACAAAUUAAUCAAAGAUAGGUAACCCUUGUAUUAGUUUCCGGAUUGAAAAUUCAUCAGAGGUCUCUAUUCAAGGCAAACAUACACAAACCAGAGCAAGAGCACAUGGAAUUGUGUGGCAAGCCGUUCCUAUCUUAGUAACAUAGUGUUGUUUCCUUCCUGUACAUAUGUUUUUUCCGUUCUGCUCAUUGGUUUUCUGUUGCUUUUCUCCUUAAACUUCCAAGCGUGUAUUUUUUUGGAUAAUAUAUGUGUUAGAAUUGUAUACACAUCCUUUA
Messenger RNA from Triticum dicoccoides, 1473 nucleotides. RefSeq lists its product as uncharacterized. The transcript has 3 exons. The coding region runs from base 162 to 539 and encodes 125 amino acids. The record is from RefSeq and is a predicted model, not a curated record. Lineage: Eukaryota; Viridiplantae; Streptophyta; Magnoliopsida; Poales; Poaceae.